UCGGCGCCUCGUUGAAUUUUGCACGUUUUGCAGCGUCUCUUCCAGUGUUCGCUGCUUUUGUACGACGUACGGUGGGGAGCACUGUAGAAGAUGUUCCUGAUAGUAGAAUUUCUGGAGGAAGAGCGAUGUGGGACACAUUCAGUUGAAAUAGUUCCUGCCUCAUGGGUCAAAGGUAGCGUCUGUAAAUGGCCCAAAGUGCCAUCCGAUAAGGCACGAAAGCUCAUCAUGAAGUGCGCCCCUCCUACAGCGUCGUGGGACAGCUUUCACGUUGCCAUAAAAGGCUCUUUUUCAACGUAUCAAGAUGCAAACAGUAAGCUGAAUGCUGCCCAGUACACCUCAGACAUCAACUCCGCUUCCGAUACAGGGUGUCAAAAGAGGAAGCCUGUCCCACUGCGGCAUUUUGAUGAUUAUGCGGAAGUCCCAGCCUUAGGUUCACAGACUAGAAGAAAAAGAAAGCGGAUUGAGUCAUUUGACUCGGACACUGAUGUGGACGACGUAGACACUCUGCCAAGUCCGCCACCUUUCCCAACGCCAUUCCCUGAGAGGGGUAAUAAUAACUUUGCGAGUCACCAUACUUCACCCACCGGAAGUAUAGUCCAGAGCGGCAGCGUUAACAGUGACCUCAAUCACUGUGGCCAAGAUGAACCUGAGACUCAUGACAACAGUGGUCAAUCCUUCCAGGAUAUAAGAGUGCUGGAACUGAACCACAUAAGAACCAAAAACUGA
Ornithodoros turicata is the source of this 726-nucleotide messenger RNA. RefSeq lists its product as uncharacterized. The coding region runs from base 91 to 726 and encodes 211 amino acids. The record is from RefSeq and is a predicted model, not a curated record. The transcript has 7 exons. Lineage: Eukaryota; Metazoa; Arthropoda; Arachnida; Ixodida; Argasidae.